Galeopterus variegatus (Sunda flying lemur) is the source of this 2701-nucleotide messenger RNA. It is a transcript of the gene HOXB9, whose product is annotated as homeobox B9. Bases 209 to 961 code for a protein of 250 amino acids. Gene Ontology annotation, cellular component: nucleus. Gene Ontology annotation, molecular function: DNA-binding transcription factor activity, RNA polymerase II-specific; RNA polymerase II cis-regulatory region sequence-specific DNA binding. Gene Ontology annotation, biological process: embryonic skeletal system morphogenesis; anterior/posterior pattern specification; regulation of transcription by RNA polymerase II. Lineage: Eukaryota; Metazoa; Chordata; Mammalia; Dermoptera; Cynocephalidae. The transcript is spliced from 2 exons. The record is from RefSeq and is a predicted model, not a curated record.
AAUCAUUUUGCAAGGAGCGCUGAGCCGGGCUGCUCCACUGUACUUUGUUGGCUGAGAAGUUGAGCAGGGGUGGGGGUGGGAGGGUGGGGGGCUGGGGGGGGUCGCGUCCGAAAGCCCUCACACCGGUCCGGGUGCCACCUCUCCCUGCUUGGGCGCCGCCGCGCGAGCGCUUCCCUUCCCCCUGCGAGCGCCCGGAUAAUGUCUGAGAAUGUCCAUUUCUGGGACGCUUAGCAGCUAUUAUGUCGACUCGAUCAUAAGUCACGACAGUGAGGACGCGCCUCCGGCCAAGUUUCCUUCCGGCCAGUACGCGAGCCCCCGGCAGCCGGGCCACGCCGAGCACCUGGAGUUCCCCUCGUGCAGCUUCCAGCCCAAAGCGCCGGUGUUCGGCGCCUCCUGGGCGCCGCUGAGCCCGCACGCGUCCGGAAGCCUGCCGUCCGUCUACCACCCCUACCUCCAGCCCCAGGGCGUCCCGCCGGCCGAGAGCAGGUACCUCCGCACCUGGCUGGAGCCGGCGCAGCGCGGCGAAGCUGCCCCGGGGCAGGGCCAGGCGGCGGUGAAGGCGGAGCCGCUGCUGGGCGCGCCUGGGGAGCUGCUCAAGCAGGGCACGCCCGAGUACAGUUUGGAAACUUCGGCGGGCAGGGAGGCCGUCCUGUCUAAUCAAAGACCCGGCUACGGGGACAAUAAAAUUUGCGAAGGAAGCGAGGACAAAGAGAGGCCGGAUCAAACCAACCCCUCUGCCAACUGGCUGCACGCUCGCUCUUCCAGGAAAAAGCGCUGUCCCUACACCAAAUACCAGACGCUGGAGCUAGAGAAGGAGUUUCUGUUCAAUAUGUACCUCACCAGGGACCGUAGGCACGAAGUGGCCAGACUCCUCAAUCUGAGUGAGAGACAAGUCAAAAUCUGGUUUCAGAACCGACGGAUGAAAAUGAAGAAAAUGAAUAAGGAACAGGGCAAAGAGUAAAGAUGGCCCCCAGCCCUCCCCAGCCCUCCCCAUCUCACUUUUAUUUAUGUGAUGGCUCCAAAGCCACUGCUGUCUGGGGUGUAUUCAAGUGGAUGGGGAAGGGAAGUCUUUCUCUUCAAACUCCUUUAUCUGCACCUAGAAUCUCUCUCCUUUCCUUUGCCCUUACCUGUCCCUCGCUUCUCCCUGGGCCGCAGGAGAAAGUUUUCUUGAUUUAGAAGGUAGAAGUAGUUGGUUCUUAAGAAGGUGAUGGGCCACAGGGAAGGAGAGGCCCUAGUCAUGCUCCUAGCAUCCCCUGUAAUUAUGGGAGGGAAGCCCCAAGCCCCUCACUUCAAGCCUGCCUGUUCCCUCUCUCCACCUAUCCAAAAGUCACCCUGGGACACCCCAACUGCACACAGCCCAGCAGAUGCCCACAUACAUACAGCCUGGAGUCCGUAGUACUAAUGGGGAAAGCUCACAGCCACCAUGUAGUCAAAUGAAGUGACACCCUAAAUGCAGACCGUUGCACACCAAAGUGGGCAGAACAGUCCUCAGACGAUCCGGCGAGCCCGGAUUCUGCUCUUGUCUACAGACAGAGUACUCAGUGAGGCGCUGCAGCCCAGAGGUCCCAGCAUCACAAUACCAUCCCCAUGGAAUCGCCAACUACACCCUGAGGCAGGGGCCCAGGGGCAGAUGGGGUAAACGCAGUCCCCAAGCUGGUGGACUACAAAGGGCAAGAAAAGGCAGCAAGUGACUUUAUGAAGCUCUCUUAGGUGGAGCUCCCCCAGGCCCCCCCCCCAUUUUGUUGCAGGAAAUGUUUAAGUCUGCAUGAUGUUCUCUCCUUCCAACAAAAGGAGGUCAAACUGUGGGUCGUAAAGCCUUGACAAUGUCCUCCUCCUGUUUCUCUGUGCCCCACUUGACAGAGACUGUAGCUUCUGCUCUCCACCAGCCCUGCUUUCUUCCGCGUCCUCCGCAGCUCUGAAAUUAACUCUGUUCGGCCAAAUCCACCUUGCACCAGCGAGUCAAGCCGCGCCUUGUAGAAACCCCCCCACCCCACCUCCCCCCACGCCCAGGUCAACCCCACUGUAGACAGGAAGGCCAGUUCAGCACAGUCCUAUGGAGAAUUUACUGUGAAUCGAUUCCCAAGCCUUUCUGGGGUAAAUUGUCGGAGACAGGAAGGAACAACGGCCCCAGAGCGCAGAGCUCGGCGCGUUCCUCCCGAUCCUGCCCGCUUCGCGACCCACGCGGAAGAGCCCCGGGCUCGGCCGUCGCGUGCCCCAGCGCCAAAGGAGACCGGCCCCAGGGCUGGGCUUUGCCUCCCGCGACACGGGUCUGGAUGGCGAUCUGCGUGGCCGGUGCGUGCGCACGCUGCUGGGAACAGUCCCGCGUGCAAAGGAAAGAGGCAAAAUCGCACCUAAGCAUCCGGCAGAAGCUUGCUCUCUGCUUCCCUUCCUCCUGCUGCUCCCCCGCCUCUCAGUCCCCUCUAAUUCCGUGGACUCUUGCUCCUGCGUCUCCUGACUCUGCAAGGGGACAUUCCAGUAGAACUUUUUUGCUUUGUCGGUGGCUGUCGUGAAAUUGUGCUUGUGUCUGUGAUUUUUUUGAGAGUGAUUGUCUCGCCUGUUUUCAGUUGUCACUUAUAUGGGAGGGUUGUGGGUGGGAGUGGGGAGGAAAAGGGGCCUAGAGCUCUAAUUGUUUGUUUUGGAAGGAAAAAGAAAAAAAACAAAACAAAAAAAUCCCCCCAAAUAUAUAUCACUCUAGAAAAUA